AUGGCUGCCGGCGUAGCAGGCGUAGCAGCAGUGCCCCUCGCACAGGAGCUCCUGGCCUUCACUUCCACCUCAGGCCUGGCACCACAGCGAGCACAGAAACAGCAUGGGCAGCAUGGUGCAGUGCUGGCUAAGCCCACAAACCAAGCACCAAUCUCAAACACAGCCUCAGCUGCCGGAGCUGCCACGCUCACCGGGUUGGCUGCCAUGCUUGGACAAGGUGCGAAGAAGCGCAGUGGCCCCACCAAAAGCGUGUGCUUGGCGCAGCCGUCUUCCGCAGUCUUGGAGAAGGGCUCCACGGAAGCGGUCGACCCAGAGAAGGCUCUGCAGCAGUACAUCAAAGACCUGGGUGGGAAGCGAGUCUUGCGGAAGUGGCUCAUUGCCAACAAUGGCAUGGCUGCCACCAAGGCAAUCCUUUCCCUGCGCCAGUGGGCAUACUUAGAGCUGGGCUUGGAUAAUGCUUUCGAGUUUGUUGUCAUGGCAACGCCGGAAGACCUAGAAGCAAAUGCAGAGUUCAUUCGGCUGGCAAACACCUACAUUGAAGUCCCAGGUGGCAAGAACGUCAACAACUACGCGAACGUGGACCUCAUCGUCGAGAUUGCAAAGUCGCAGGGAGUUGAUGCAGUUUGGCCUGGCUGGGGUCAUGCCUCUGAGAAUCCGAGCCUCCCCAUGCAGCUGAAGGAUUUGGGCAUUACUUUUGUGGGACCAACCUCCCCUGUGAUGUCCGUGCUUGGGGAUAAGAUCGCUGCCAACAUCUUGGCUCAAACCGCCGGCGUUCCAUCCAUCCCUUGGAGCGGUGACGGCUUACAGGCCGACCUCGGGCCAGAUGGUACCAUCCCCAAAGAGAUCUUUGACAAGGGCACCGUGUCAACUGUGGAGGAGGCCAAGAAGGCGGUGAAGCAUAUCGGCUUCCCUGUGAUGAUCAAAGCCUCAGAGGGAGGAGGAGGCAAAGGCAUCCGCAUGGUACAGGAGGAGAAGGAUUUGGAGAGUAGCUUCUUCCAGGUCCAGAAUGAGGUGCCGGGAUCUCCUAUCUUCAUGAUGCAGCUUUGCCAGGGAGCACGGCACAUCGAAGUUCAGAUUGUGGGAGACGAGCAUGGGAACGCAGUUGCCCUCAAUGGCCGCGACUGCUCGACCCAGAGGCGCUUCCAGAAAAUCUUUGAGGAAGGACCACCGGUCGUGGUCCCCAGGGAGACUUUCUUGGAGAUGGAAAGAGCGGCCCAGCGCCUCACCCAGAACAUUGGGUACAUUGGUGCUGGAACGGUGGAGUACCUUUACAAUGCCAAGGAGAACAAGUUCUACUUUCUCGAGCUCAACCCUCGUCUGCAAGUCGAGCAUCCAGUGACGGAGGAGCUGACUCGCGUCAACCUGCCUGCCACGCAAAUGCUUGUUUGCAGUGGUGUUCCGCUUGAGAGGGUCCCGCAGAUCCGGAGAUUCUAUGGCAAGAGCGAGUCCGACAAGACGUCUCCGAUCAAAUUCUUGGAGGACCUCUAUGUUUACCCAGACCGUCACGUCAUCGCCUCGCGCAUCACAGCUGAGAAUCCAGACGAUGGCUUCAAGCCCACGAGCGGGCGAAUCGAGCGCAUCAAGUUCCAGAGUUCCGUUUCAUGCUGGGGCUAUUUCUCGAUCGGCGCCAAGGGCGGCAUCCAUGAGUAUGCGGACUCUCAGUUUGGCCACAUCUUUGCACAUGGUGCAAAUCGCGAGGAGGCACGAAAGGCCCUCAUGCUCUCACUCAAGAACAUUGAGGUUGUAGGCGAGAUCCGGAAUCCUGUCGAGUACCUGGUGGAGCUUCUUCAGCAGGAGGCCUAUGUGGAGAACACCAUUGACACUUCAUGGCUGGACAGCUUGAUCAAGGAGAAGUCGGUCACAUUGAGAUACAACAUUUCCGAUGUUGUGUUCUACGCGGCCGUCUUCAGGGCUGUCCAGAACUUGAAGGCAUUUGACGAAGAGGUCGAGGCUGCGCUGGCAAAGAGCCAGCUUGGGCCCUUGCGGGAGAUGGCCAAGAUGAACACCUUCCCAGUGGACAUCACUUUCGAGGGUGUGCGGUACCAGUUCUCCGUCUCCCGUUUGGGGCCUUCCCUCCUUGAGUUGUCCAUCCAGAAUCAGAAGUUCAUGGCCCAAGUCAUGGCGCAGCCUGAUGGGACGUUCCUCGUCUCCGUGGGCAAGACCGUGAUGCGAGUCAUGGGAUCAGAUGAGGCACUUGGACUGCGCUUGCGCUUGGACGGUAUCGGCACCAUCAUGUUGCCAACAGUCUACGACCCUUCUGAGCUGAGAUCCGAGUUCAACGGCAAGAUUGUGCGGUACUUGCAGGAUAAUGGCGGAAUGGUACAGGAAGGCGAGCCCUACGUAGAGCUAGAGGCGAUGAAAAUGAUUAUGCCGAUCAAAGCCACCGCCACUGGCAAGGUCAGUCAUCUACGUGGAGCUGGCAGCAUUGUAUCGGCAGGGGAGCUCCUCGCAAACUUGGAGCUUUCCGAUCCUUCGAAGGUGAAGAAGAUCGUCCCCUUUGAUGGCACAUUUGCUAUCUCAGCGGACGGUAAUGGAAAGGACCGCAGUUUGCAGAGCCAGCUUGAGAUGGUCCUGGACGGCUUCUCUUCACAAGAGGAGCCUGCCCUCAUGGCCCAGAAGAUGUUCUCCCAGCUCCCAGAGGCCGAGUGUGACGACGUCGCAUCCGCACUGGUAGAGCGCUAUCUGGCAGUUGAGGAGAAGUUUUCGCCCCUCAUCAAAGAGAAGCUGACAAACGACCAGAUCUAUGCCAGCCUCAUCGAAGAGAACAAGGAGAACCUGCCGGCAGUGGCUUCUUUGGCUCUGGCACACAGCCAGAUUGGCACCCGCAGCGAAGUGGUUCUUGCCGCGCUUCGAAGCUUGCGAAAGCUGAACCCCUCAGUGAACCUCAUGCAGAAGAUUGGGCGCCUUGCCGAGCUUGCCAACACAGGCGGCUAUGGUGAGGUGGUUCUCGUUGCGGAGACGACCAUGGCGUUGCUGAGCUCGGAGCCCUUCGAGGAGCGGAGUGCAGCUCUCCGUACUGUGAUGGAUACCGACAGCCCGGACCUUCAGUCUAUCUCGCGAAUGCCUGCCAGCAAGGCUGGUGCAGAACUCUUGUCAGACCUGCUCUUGGACGACUCGUCUAAAGUGCGCACGAACGCUCUUACAGCCUUGAUGAGACGCUUGUACCGAUCCUUUCUCGUCAAGGAUGUGGAUGUCAAGGAUGAGGCGGCUGGCAACAUGCGCUGCAACUUCAAGUUCCAGUUCCCAGGCACUGCAGACGAGGAUUCCUUCCGCGAGGCCCAUGUCAAGGUGGUCACGGAUUUCGCUGCUGCGCGGGAAGCGCUAAAGGAAGACAUCCCCAUGGAAGAUGCCAGCAGCAACAUGAACACCAUGAAGGUGAUCGUGACAUCCCCGGGAGAUGGCAACUUCGAUGCCAUGAGUGGCGAAAUGGAGGGACUGCUCAAGGCGGCGAACGCAAACCUGCAAUCUGCCGGCAUCCGCGAGGUGGGCCUGGUGGUGUCAAAUGUGCCGCAUGCUUUGCGCUACGCUUCCUUCAUGGCAAGCGACAGCUGGAAGGAGAACUUGGCCACACGCGAUAUGAAGCCAUCGCUUCCCAACGUCCUGGAGGUCUAUCGCCUGGCCGAAGACUACAAGUUGGAGAAGGUGAUGCCUCCCGUGGGUCGCAAUUCUCAGGUUUACAUUGGAACGCCACUUGACACAGUGCCUUCGAAGACGAAUCCGUCCACCAUCUUUGCACGCAUGAUCAAGCACUCGAUGUCGGAUUUCCCAGACAAUGAGACAUCCUGGACGAACUCGCUUGAGAACCUCCUGCUCAAUGCCGUGGACGAAGUUGAGCGAGCCCGGUUGAAUCCCAAGAUUGGGUAUGGGCCUAACAGCAACAUCUUUGCCCACAUUGUGGCCAAUGUUGAUGUUGAGGCAUCAGAGGCCUAUGCCAAGCUGGAAGGCUUCCUCAAUCUCUUCGUUGCCCGACACCAAAGUCGGCUCGGAAAGAUGAAGGUGGACGAGAUCGUGGUGAAAAUUGGCAUCGGAAGUCAGCUGAACCGCAAGCAGACCCUGCGGCUGACAGCCAGCUCCAUGACAGGCGAGUACCUGCGAACCAGCGGAGCGCUUGAAACCUACGAUGUCAUCACUGGUUCCCCCAAGGAAUGGUUCGACCUGAAGAGCGGAGAAAAGACGCAGCUGACUUCUGCCAAGGCAAAGAGUCGCCUGCAGCUUCGGCGCUCGCUGGCACGGAAUGCUGGCUCCACCUAUGCCCCGGACUUCUUGGGCAUGCUGAAGAUCGAGCUGAUCAAGAAGUGGAACAUCUACCAGGAAGCUGGUGGGUCCCGGCAGAUGCCCACCGCCAUCUUCAAGAGCACCGAGCUGGUGCUUGGAAAGGAUGGGGAGUUGGGAGAGGUGGACCGCGAGCCCGGCCAGCACAACAUCGGGAUGAUCGCAUGGCGCUGCACCCUGCAAAGCCCGGAGUACCCGCAAGGUCGGGACAUUGUCCUGAUCGCAAACGACGUAACCCACAAAGCUGGCUCCUUCGGCGUGGAUGAGGAUGAGCUUUUCCAGAAAGCCUCCGAAUACGCCCGCCACCGAGGCCUUCCACGCAUUCACAUCGCGUGCAACAGUGGGGCUCGCGUGGGCCUGGCAGAGGAGCUAAAGCCUUUCAUCAAAGCCAAGUGGACAGAUGAUGAUCCGGCCAAAGGCUUCGACUACUUGUACCUUGAGGAGAAGGAUGCUACAAGCCUGCCUGAGGGAGCAGUGGACACUCACACAGUGACAGUGGGCGGAAAGAAACAUUAUGUCAUUGACUCCAUCAUCGGUGAGGGUCUGAAGUCCACACAGGGAGGAAUUGGAGUCGAGAACUUGCGAGGAAGCGGUCUGAUUGCCGGCGAGACAUCCAAGGCAUACAACGAAGUGUUCACCCUGUCCUAUGUAACGGGCCGCUCAGUUGGCAUCGGUGCCUAUUUGAACAGGCUGGGACAGAGGGUCAUCCAGAUGGUCAACGGACCCAUGAUCCUCACAGGCUUCUCUGCCUUGAACAAGCUCCUGGGCAAGAAUGUCUACACCUCGCAGGAUCAGCUCGGAGGACCGCAGGUGAUGGUGCCAAAUGGUGUGACACACCAGGUCGUCUCAGAUGAUACAGAGGGAGUGGCAGCAAUUCUUGACUGGUUGUCCUUUGUGCCGAAAGCGGCCUGCGACAAUCCUCCCAUCCUGGACCCCGUUGACCCAGUCUCGCGCGAAGUCACGUUCGUGCCGUCCAAGACGCCGUAUGACCCACGGCACAUGCUGGCAGGCGUAACGACGCCAGAAGAUGGCAAGCUGACGGGCUUUUUCGACGAGGGCACCUUCAAAGAGUAUUUGGCCGGCUGGGGACGGAGUGUGAUUGUUGGCAGGGCCAAGCUCGGUGGAAUUCCUAUGGGUGUGAUUGCCGUGGAAACUCGAAACAUGGACCGACGGAUUCCGGCAGAUCCCGCAAAUCCGGCUAGUCAGGAGGUUGUGGAACCACAAGCUGGUCAAGUUUGGUUUCCAGACAGCGCCUUCAAGACGGCAACAGCAAUCCGCGACUUCAACCGCGGCGAGAACCUUCCCCUGAUCAUCUUCGCCAAUUGGCGUGGCUUCUCAGGUGGAACCCGCGAUAUGUAUCAAGAAGUCUUGAAGUUUGGGGCACAGAUUGUGGACGCGCUGGUGGAGUACAAAAGCCCCGUUUUCGUGUACAUCCCUCCCGGGGGAGAGUUGCGGGGUGGGUCGUGGGUCGUGAUCGACCCGACCAUCAAUCCAGAGCAGAUGGAGAUGUACGCUGAUGUGGAUUCUCGAGGGGGCAUUCUUGAGCCGCCUGGAAUCGUGGAGGUUAAGUUCCGCGCCGCGCAGCAGAAGGACAUGAUGCAUCGACUAGAUCCUGAGCUGCGGAAGUACGACGCGAUGCUCGAGGAGUCCUCAUCCUCAGAGGUUGGGAGCGCAGCCUCAGAUAUCGAGAUGCAGAUCAAGGCUCGCGAGGAGAAGCUCCAGCCUCUCUACACCCAAAUCGCGUGCGAGUUUGCCGACUUGCAUGAUCGCACAGGGCGCAUGGAAGCGAAGGGCGUCAUUCGGAAGGGACUGGAGUGGCGCCGGUCCAGAGAGUUCUUCUACUGGAGAGUGAGGUGCCGACUCCUGCUCAAGGACGAGAACCGUGGGUGUGGAUUUCGGGGCAAAAGUUUUUGCAUUGCAAAGCAGGCCUCGCACAUUUCAGGUUUUUGGGUAAUUUCGGCUGCAUGGUGUGCGAUGGCUGAGUGGAAUGAACAUUGCGGCACUUCCUCCAAUCCCAGUAAAGUGCCAUGA
This is a messenger RNA of Symbiodinium pilosum, 6303 nucleotides long. The record is from the annotation of a GenBank genome assembly. NCBI's taxonomy places the organism in Eukaryota, Dinophyceae, Suessiales, Symbiodiniaceae.